AAAUUUUAGUUCAUUUUCAACCGUUUCCAACGACGUAUCGACCAUCACAAAGCAACACCUCAUACAGUUUUGUUUUGUGUCGAAAUCGAAGUGACUCACAAGUGUGGUGCAGUUGAGGUCAACGAAAACAAACUCCUGCGCUAUAAAGCUCGACCGCAAUUGUGUAACCAUCUUGCUCGCGAUGCAUCUUCUGCCACGGCGAAAGAUCAGGGUCUGAAUCGAACCAGAUCGAACAGAGUUGCGAAAAUGCAGUCACAACAGUGAACAAAGGAUUUUAACCGACCUUAAAGUAUCUUCUAAUCUUUGCUUGCCAUCGCAAAUCUGCUCUCGAACAGUAAACAAAUGAUAAGCGCGAGGGUGUCUCUCCAGACACAUAGCUGAGUUCCCAUUAGCAGUCUCGCCCCGGUAACUGAUCUCGAAACACCUCUCAGAACACACAAUGGAGCACCUUGCCACCAGUCUCGACGUGGAUACGGCACAUCCACUAAUUAUGAGAGAACAAACAUUGAACAUUACCGCACACAUAGAGGAAACUGGCAUGAGCAAAAACGAAGCUAAGCUGCUAGCUAUUUUAGCCCUUGGAUUGGGUAGUUUUAUAUCCGGAAUAUUGCCGCUGUUUUGCUCCCAGCGGAAUCGAGAGAGAUUUCCGGCGUUGAUAUCAUUUCUGCUAUGCUUCGGAGCAGGAGUUCUGUUGGCAACGGCUCUAGUACACAUGCUACCAGAAGUUCGGGUUGCACUGAAAGAGUAUGCAGAGAUCAUAUUUUGCAUUGGAUUCUUCCUGAUCUACGCCGUAGAUGAACUUAGUCAUAUGUGUGGUGCAGGCCAUAGUCAUGGGCAUAGUCACAACAAUUGCAAUGGACAGCAAAGCGACGGAGCCGUGUCUUCUGGAAGGCGUGUCAGUCGAGAUUCUAAUAAUGGAGACCUCGACAAUAGGGGAUACGGAACUAGUGAGGAAACCAAAUUGCUAAGUAAAAGUGACAGCACAAUUCAAAUUGCACAGCGAGCGUCGGACUAUGAUGCACCUGGGAACAGUCAAACUCUCGGUUUGUCCUGUUCUUCUGAUUCAACAGAAAGCAUCCCGAGGGCUGUUAUCAUAACCGGAGAUAUGUCAGAGCCGGUUACAGGCGUUUUUAGCUUACUGCUGGCACUAGUAGUCCACUCGUUGCUUGAGGGACUUGCCAUCGGGGUGCAAAGUACGGCACCAGGAGUCCUACUCUUGCUUGGAGCCGUCAGCGCUCACAAAUACGUGGUGGGCUUUUGUUUGGGCGUUGAAAUUUGUUCACACGGAAGCCGACAUAGGUGGUCGCACAUUUUGCAAAUCCUUACUUUUGCGGUGGGUUCGGUGGCCGGUAUUGGCGUAGGUAUGAUACUUGACGACAUUGGACAAACGUUUAAUGAGCUGGUGAUACCAACUUUACAAGGGGUUGCCGGUGGCACUCUGCUUUAUGUAACAGUCAGUGAGGUUCUUCCCCGAGAACGAGGAAAGCGAGCCAUGAUGCGGAUUCGACACCUUGGAUUACUGCAACUGAUUGCAGUGAUUCUAGGGUUCACGGUGAUGUCUAUUUUAAGCCUAAUUAUAACCGAAAAUUAGCACAGUAGAGGCCAAUUCGGAAGAGAUUAAUUUUUAUUGAUUAUGAUAAACUAUUUUUCUAGGAAAUUGAACUGAAAGAUUUAGAUAGAUUUAAGAAAAAAUAAAGACUACUGUGAGCCAAAACUUA
This is a messenger RNA of Armigeres subalbatus, 1718 nucleotides long. Its product is annotated as zinc transporter ZIP3-like. The record is from RefSeq and is a predicted model, not a curated record. The coding region runs from base 440 to 1591 and encodes 383 amino acids. Gene Ontology annotation, biological process: zinc ion transmembrane transport. Gene Ontology annotation, cellular component: plasma membrane. Gene Ontology annotation, molecular function: zinc ion transmembrane transporter activity. Lineage: Eukaryota; Metazoa; Arthropoda; Insecta; Diptera; Culicidae. The transcript is spliced from 3 exons.